AUGGGUAUUUCGGCGCGUCUCCUGCGCCUGGGAAGGCCAAAAAGAUUCCUUUACACAAUGACCCUUCAAACCGGUGCCAGCCUGAUUACGCUCUCUCUUCUCAUCAAUAAACUCGCCGGUUUCUACGGCAUUCUUGCACUGUUGACCGGAUAUCAUCUAUCGCCCUUUCAGCUCAGCAUGUACGUCUACUCGGUCAUCGCUCUAAUUCUUACGGCCUACCUCGCGCCUCAUAUCAGGAAACAAUCUCCUCUUCAAUGCCUCGCCCUCGCUUGGUUUUAUGUUCUCGACAGCAUUAUCAACGCAGUAUACACGAUAGCUUUCGCUCUAACGUGGUUCUUGGUUCUGGCACAGCAUGAAACGGAGCAGACCGACAAGAAGGAACCUGGCGCUUCUACGAUGGAUGAUGCAAGUGGAUUCACGGAUCCUCAGCUCAAUGCGAGCCGAGUUGAGGUCGUUGCUACGCCACAAUCAGGCUUUGGAGAUGGUCAAGAUGCUGUCGCCGCUGGUGUUCCGGCCUCCUCCCCAUUAGGCGGCGGAGGCAAUGGAGCUCUGCAAAAUGCUGUUUUGGGGACGGAAAGCAUGAACAGCAUUGGAGUUAUCAUCACUCUGUGGACGAUCCGCGCCUAUUUCUGUCUUAUCAUGCUCGCAUUUGCCCGGAUGGUGAUCCGUCAGCAUGUCGUCUCUACUGGUACCCAAUCGAGUUCCUACACAAGCGCCUCGCCCAACCCCCACUUGGCCGAGAACCCAUUUGCUGAAUCGAAGCCCGAGGGCAAGGGUUGGACGGGAAAAUUGGGCCGGAUUAUGCUCAGCAUUGGCCGAAGCUACUGGCUAGGAAGUGAUGAAGAUGAUAGCUGGAUGUAUGGGAUGAAAUUCCGCAAGAGCACCGACACUGGCACAAUGCUCAGCAAAAUCGAAUCUGGACCGACGGAGAGAGAACGAAGAAGACGUUCGGGAACGGGUCCGCCACUUCCGGGAACAGGUGUAGUACCGGCCAAAGAGGGUGACGGGAUGACUUUGCAGGUUCCCACUCAGAAUGUGUAA
Messenger RNA from Rhinocladiella mackenziei CBS 650.93, 1041 nucleotides. RefSeq lists its product as uncharacterized. The coding region runs from base 1 to 1041 and encodes 346 amino acids. Gene Ontology annotation, cellular component: Golgi membrane; inositol phosphoceramide synthase complex. The record is from RefSeq and is a predicted model, not a curated record. Gene Ontology annotation, molecular function: inositol phosphoceramide synthase regulator activity. Gene Ontology annotation, biological process: inositol phosphoceramide metabolic process. The transcript has 2 exons. NCBI's taxonomy places the organism in Eukaryota, Fungi, Ascomycota, Eurotiomycetes, Chaetothyriales, Herpotrichiellaceae.